UCUCCUGAGUGUGCUUUUAUAUCAAAGAGAGAACAUCUUCGAGAGCUCAAAGAAACCUCACCGGCAGCCAAACUAGCUUCACAAGCUCUUCUCAGUUUCGGAUUGUUCUUUCACUCUCUGACGGUCAAACCUCUCCGGUUCUCGCCCUUAUAUUCUCAUAGCUCCGCAAUCAUGGCAGACGAGAAUCAGAACGACGUGAAGGAGGAGGUCGCGGAAAUUGUUCCAUUUGAUCCUACUAAGAAGAAGAAGAAGAAGAAAGUUGUUAUUCAGGACCCUGCCGAUGACUCUGUAGACAAGUUGGCUGAGAAAACUGAAAGCCUUUCAGUUGCUGAUGGGCUUGAAAGUACUUUUUCUGGAUUGAAAAAGAAGAAGAAGAAGCCAGUUGAAAGCAGUAGUUUGAAUGAUGAGGGUGGUGAUGCAGGGGAAGAUUUGGAUGAUCAUAAUGCAGAAGAUGAAGAAGGGGAAGGAAUUGUCCUACAGUCACGUAAUCCUUGGGAAGGUAGUGAUCGUGAUUAUGAAUACGAGGAGCUUCUUGGUCGGGUGUUUAACAUUCUUCGGGAGAAUAAUCCUGAGCUGGCGGGAGACAGGCGUAGGACAGUUAUGAGGCCCCCGCAAGUUCUUCGUGAGGGAACAAAGAAAACUGUUUUUGUGAAUUUCAUGGAUCUUUGCAAGACAAUGCACCGACAGCCAGAUCAUGUCAUGGCUUUCUUGCUGGCUGAGCUGGGGACUAGUGGAUCACUUGAUGGACAGCAAAGGUUAGUUGUCAAGGGGAGAUUUGCACCCAAGAAUUUUGAAGGAAUAUUGCGGCGAUAUGUCAAUGAGUAUGUCAUUUGCCUUGGAUGCAAAAGCCCUGACACUAUACUUUCGAAGGAAAAUCGUCUAUUCUUUCUCAGAUGUGAGAAGUGUGGUUCUGGACGAUCAGUUGCCCCGAUUAAAGCUGGUUUUGUUGCUCGUGUUGGCCGCAGAAAUGCUGGGACAUGAUCCAGUCUCAUCCCUUCUUCUAGUUGGAUGUUCAUGGCUUUACUGUAUGGACCUCUACUUGUCUUUACUACCGACUAAUCAAAGAGAGGUUUUUAAUUAGGACUUACAAGUUUUGUUGUGUGAGUUUGGAAAUGGAGGUGAGAGUUCUCUCUCUUGUUGAAUCCCAUGUAAUGCUUCUGCCUUAAAUAUAUCGGCCAUUAUGUGGACCUAUUGCUUUUAUUUUUGUUCCCAUUACAUGCUUUAUGAAAAUUACGAGGAUGGCAACAGGCUUUUUUUUA
Molecule: messenger RNA, 1259 nt
Organism: Ziziphus jujuba (common jujube)
Lineage: Eukaryota; Viridiplantae; Streptophyta; Magnoliopsida; Rosales; Rhamnaceae
Product: eukaryotic translation initiation factor 2 subunit beta
Exons: 10
Coding region: 172-981 (269 amino acids)
Biological process (GO): formation of cytoplasmic translation initiation complex; translational initiation; formation of translation preinitiation complex
Cellular component (GO): eukaryotic translation initiation factor 2 complex
Molecular function (GO): translation initiation factor binding; mRNA binding; translation initiation factor activity
Source: RefSeq, a predicted model, not a curated record